Molecule: messenger RNA, 1546 nt
Organism: Drosophila rhopaloa
Lineage: Eukaryota; Metazoa; Arthropoda; Insecta; Diptera; Drosophilidae
Product: trichohyalin
Source: RefSeq, a predicted model, not a curated record
UGAGCACGUUUCGUUAGGUUAAUUGCCCCGAAUCACGAUGCAUGGUCACCACUCGGAGGCGGAGCGCGUUGUCUACGGCGCCUGGGACGAUCCGGGAGUCUCGAUCUUCGCCACCGCCGCCCAGGAGCCGGUUCCCAACAUGCUAUCCCACAUGAAGCCACUGCCAAAUGGCGACGACUGUGUCAUCGACAAGGAUGCCUGCCGCCUGAUGUCGCAGUCCUCGGUGGCGGAGAACUCGCUGUUCCGCCUGGUCAAGUUCCAAGUGGAGGAAGUGGCCGCCGAGCGGAACAACAACAUGCAUCCUCGCCAGGGACAGGAGCGAACCGAUAGCGACAUUACCCUCGGCCUGGCGAGCGAGUUGGCCCGCCAGCAGGUGGAGGCCAGCAGAUGCCUCCAGCUCCACCUUAAUGUGGCAAACUUGAGGGAUCUGGAGAUGGAGGUGGCCAAGGCCCACACCGCUCUAUCGAUAAAGUCCAAGAUCAUGAGCAAUGUCAAGCAAUCGCUGGAGGAUAGGCAGCGGGAGCGGGAGGAGGCACUGGCGCAACAGCGUGCCGUAGAACAGGAGCAGCUGGAGGAGAAGAGGCGGCGGGCGCAGAAGGCGGCCGCAUUUCGCAGUGACCUUAUGACCCAGAUCUCAGAGGCAAGAAUCAAGCGCUUAAAGGAUCAGAAGCAGGCCAUCGAGGUGGGACGUCGAGAGCUGAGCGAUUGCAAGUCCAAGAUUGAGCAGGACAACCUCAAGGACGCAAUCAACAAGGUGGAGCAGCGCAGGGUGCUCCUGGAGUCGCUGGACCAAUCGGCAGCCAUGCUGCGGCAAACUCGGGAGGCCUACGCUCUGGCCCAGAAGAACAAGCCCGAAAGAGGAGUCCUAGACGCCCUGGGACCCGUAACGGCGGCCUUUGUAUCCAAGACAAGGAAGCGACAGCUGGACGAGAUCCAGGCUAGGGACAUAAAUGCCGCUCGACUGGGCUUCCAGCUCAGCCAGAUCAAGCACGAUCUAGAGUCCCGCGAUCAACUGAUCACCAACCUUCUGAUCCGCGAGUUCCAGGCCAAGGAGAACGCGAUGGUACUGGAGAAGGCCAGGACCAAGAUGGCCAAGAAACAGGAGAUCCGCGAGCAGCUGCUCAGCCAGCGCGAGGAGCAGAAGUUCUUCCGGGACAAGGCCGUGCAGGAUGCCCUGGUCAAGCCGAAGGAUCCCAUGUGCUUCGGGGAGCGACAGUACCGAAUGCAGGUGGCCCAGCGAGAGAACACCCGGAAACUGGACGUCCAGUGCUACAAGGACAUGGCCGAUAUGGUGGUGGAGGGCAAGCGACGCAGGAUUGCCGCCGCGCAGGAGGUGCGCGACAUCAUCCAGGCGGUGGACAAUAUGCAGCAUCACCAGGACGACCUCGUGGCCGCGGAACGUAUGAAGUUGCUCUCCAAGCAGCCGGCCGAAGUGCUAUCCGCUCUUAAGAAAUCCAUCCUCACCGAGGAGGAGAUCAAUACCUUUAACCUGAAGAAGUGAAUAACCAGUUUCCCAAAUACAUACUCCUUUCCAUUGGUCAGCUUA